AUGUUGAAACUCCACACACGUCUAUUGAGCAAUGGACGACGUUUAUUAAAUAACACAACAAAUUUAAAACCAGCAAUUCCAGUGAUAUCCGAAUCACAACCACCAUUAACUACAUAUUUUGCUGCUAAACAAUUCACCGACAAUUAUACAACCAAACAAAAGGCCAAAAAAUUAAGAAGAAGAGAGAAAAAAUUAAAGAAAAAAAUUACAAAAGAAGUCAAUAUACUUAAACAAUAUGACUUAAAAAAUGUUCCAUUUUCAGUUGAUCCAGUUUUAGGAAAUUCAAAUUGUAAAUUUAUUGAAAAUAUCUUAAAUAAAAUUGAUAAUCAAGAAAUGAAUUUAAGUUAUGGUAUAGAUAGAAUUGAAUUUGAAAAAGUUUUAUAUGGAGCUGAAAAAUUAUCAAUAGAUCAAUCAAGUUCAAACGAAACAAUGAGAGAUUCAAUUAAAACAAUUGAAGAACAUAAAAAAAAAGCAAUUGAAAUUAUAUUAAAUUCAAGAAAUACAUCAGCUGAAGAUAAAAGAAAAUUAGCAACAAAAUAUGCAGUUGAAGAAAUGCAAAUAAAUGAAGGAGAUACAGCAUCACCAGAAGUUGUAGCUGGUGUAUUGACCACAAAGAUAUAUUUUAUGAUGCAACAUGUUAAAAAAUUUAAAAAAGAUGUAACUACAAGAGUUAAAGUUGAACAGUUAGUACAUCAAAGACAAUCAAUCCUUAAAUAUUUAAAAAAAAUAUCACCAGAAAGAUAUUAUUAUACAUUGGCAAAAUUAGGAUUAAGUGAUGAUGUUAUAAUUAGAGAAUUUGCAAUGAGUAAACAAUAUUUACAAGAUUUUAAAGUAUGGGGUGAUAAACAAUUAGUUAAAGAAACUAAAUCAAUGAAAGUAAAAAAUGAAAAAGUACAAGCAUUAAGAGAUAGAAUUGACUCUUAUAAUGACUUAGCAAAACAAAAUUAUGAAUUAUUAUAUGGUAAGAAAUAG
This is a messenger RNA of Insectozyma verbasci, 972 nucleotides long. NCBI's taxonomy places the organism in Eukaryota, Fungi, Ascomycota, Pichiomycetes, Serinales, Debaryomycetaceae. The record is from the annotation of a GenBank genome assembly.